Molecule: messenger RNA, 5458 nt
Organism: Schistocerca gregaria
Lineage: Eukaryota; Metazoa; Arthropoda; Insecta; Orthoptera; Acrididae
Gene: Pfas
Product: phosphoribosylformylglycinamidine synthase
Exons: 24
Coding region: 122-4204 (1360 amino acids)
Biological process (GO): 'de novo' IMP biosynthetic process
Molecular function (GO): phosphoribosylformylglycinamidine synthase activity
Source: RefSeq, a predicted model, not a curated record
AUCUUCAACGAAUCUGAUUAUCUUUGCCUGUUUACUGUAGCACGCAUUCUGCGAGGCGCGAAUUUAAAUUAUUGCAAAAAAUUGCCGGAAGUAAUAUUUGAUGCACCGGAAAUUAAAUUAGAUGCGGUAUAUCUGCGAAGAAACCAUCAAAAUUGGAAGAACAUCCAAGGAGGAGUUCGUGGGAAAAGUGAGUAAGAUGGACAUCCUUUACCUGUACAAGAAGCCGGGCCUGAGUGUGUCGUCAGAAUGCGAGAAAUUAAAGCAGCUUCGAGCAGAGGCAAAAAUAGAAGCUCUACAUACAGAAAUAUGCUUUUAUGUCGAGAUAAGCAAACCUCUGUCAACUGGAGAACUGGAGAAAUUGAAAUGGAUUUUGGGAUCACCCUUCAAACCUGAUGACGUUCAGCACAAGCCUUACCUACAAGCAAAAGGGAAGGAGAACAUGAUUAUUGAGAUAGGUCCAAGGUUAAACUUUUCUACAGCAUUUUCAAGUAAUGCAGUCUCAAUGUGUAAAUCUGUGGGUCUCCAACAAAUAACAAGGCUUGAAGCCUCUACGAGGUAUCUGCUGUCUUGGAGACACGAAGAUGUUGUGAUGACUGAUGAUCUUGAAAAUAAGUUGGUUGCUGUACUACAUGACCGAAUGACUCAAUGUCGUUAUGUGAAACCAAUCAAGAGUUUUGACUUGGGCAUUAGACCUGAACCGUGGUUUGAAGUGGACGUCAUGACUAAGGGGCGGAAGGCACUCGAAGAUGUUAAUACGAGCUUGGGUUUAGCCUUUGAUAACUGGGACCUGGACUUUUAUACAGAUCUAUUUAAAAAUAAGUUGAAGAGGAAUCCCUCAACUGUGGAGUGCUUUGAUUUGGCUCAGUCAAAUAGUGAACACAGCAGGCAUUGGUUUUUCAAGGGCCGCAUGAUUAUUGAUGGAGAGGAGCAGAAGGAAUCCCUAAUUGACAUGAUUAUUGACACGCAGAAUUCAUCGAACCAAAACAAUGUGAUAAAAUUCAAUGAUAACAGCAGUGCAAUUGAAGGCUUUCAAGUCAAAAAAUUCCAUCCAAAAGUGGCAAAGGAAGCAAGUAACUUCGAAAUAGAAGAAGGAAUGUUGCACAUCGUCUUCACGGCAGAGACACACAAUUUCCCUACAGGUGUCGCACCAUUCAGUGGGGCAACAACAGGCACCGGGGGCAGGAUAAGAGACGUCCACGCUGUCGGAAGAGGCGGCCAUUAUAUUGCGGGAACUGCCGGCUACUCUGUUGGAAAUCUGUUGAUUCCUGACUAUAAUCUUCCUUGGGAAGAAAAAUCGUAUUCAUACCCAGAUAACUUUGCAAGACCUUUGGAAAUAUUAGUUGAAGCGAGCAAUGGUGCCUCAGAUUAUGGAAAUAAGUUUGGCGAGCCUGUAAUAUGUGGGUUUGCUCGCACCUUUGGUAUGGAGGAUUUGCACAAUGAAAGAAGAGAAUGGAUCAAACCCAUUAUGUUCAGUGGAGGUGUGGGUGCCCUUGAUGCUGAUAUGAUUGAGAAGAUGAAGCCUGAGAAAGGAAUGAAAGUUGUGAAGAUUGGAGGACCCGUUUACAGAAUUGGUGUCGGAGGAGGAGCAGCCAGUUCAGUGGAGGUACAAGGAGACAACAAAUCGGAGCUGGACUUUGGUGCAGUUCAGAGAGGAGAUGCUGAAAUGGAGCAGAAGCUGCACAGGUUCAUACGAGCGUGUCUUGAGAUGGGCAGUAAGAAUCCCAUCUGCAGCAUACACGACCAGGGUGCUGGAGGAAAUGGCAACGUGUUGAAGGAACUUGUUGAACCUAACGGCGCUGUGAUUUUCACUCGCUGCUUCCAGCUUGGUGAUCCUACUAUUAGUACACUGGAGUUGUGGGGUGCUGAAUACCAGGAGAAUGAUGCAUUUUUAUGUCGUCCAGAAGAUGUGCCGUUAGCGCAGCAGAUAGCUAACCGAGAGAGGUGUCCCAUCAACUUUGUUGGUACUGUUCUUGACAAUGGAAAGGUUAUUCUCUCAGAGGAAGAGGAUCCUGCGGACACAAAAUACUUGGAUGGUACAUACACAUCAUCAGAUGUUCGACACCCCGUUGACCUGGAACUGGAGUUGGUGCUAGGAAAGAUGCCAAGAAAAGUGUUCCACCUACAGCGGCAGCCAGGCAUCCCAAAGAGUCUGUCGCUGCCUGCCAGCCUGUCGGUGCUGAUGGCACUCGAGCGUGUGCUGAGGCUGCCUGCAGUGGCCAGCAAGCGUUACCUCACCAACAAGGUGGACCGUUGCGUCACAGGGCUGAUCGCACGCCAGCAGUGCGUCGGCCCGCUGCACACGCCAGCCGCUGAUGUUGCUGUCACCGCCCUUUCUAUCUUCGGUGUGGAAGGUGUGGCUACAGCAAUCGGUGAACAACCGAUUAAAGGACUUGUCAAUGCAGCAGCUGGAGCAAGGAUGACAGUUGCAGAAUGUUUAACAAAUCUUGUUUUUGCAAGAAUAUCUGACAUACAGGACGUGAAGUGCAGUGGGAACUGGAUGUGGGCCGCGAAGCUGCCCGGAGAGGGUGCAGCACUGCACGAUGCGUGUGUUGCCAUGUGCCGUGUGAUGGCGGAGCUCGGCGUUGCCGUCGAUGGCGGCAAAGACUCCCUUAGCAUGGCCGCCAGGGUCUCCGGCUCCACUGUCAAAGCGCCAGGCACUCUGGUAGUCUCGGCAUAUGCGCCGUGUCCGGACGUGAGGCAAGUUGUGACCCCCGACCUGAAGAGCCCAUCUGUGGGUCGUUCGGGACUGCUGUUCCACGUCGAUCUGUCGGGGGGAUGCAAUCGCCUAGGAGGUUCAGCACUCGCACAGUGCUUCAGGCAGCUGGGCGACAGCUGCCCUGACCUUGAACAACCUUCUCUGUUGAAAAAAGCUUUUGGAGUCACACAGAAGCUCAUAAAAGAGGGCAGAGUCCUGUCUGGUCAUGACAUAAGCGAUGGUGGUCUGAUUACGUGUCUUCUGGAGAUGGCAUUCUGUGGCAUCAGUGGACUGAAUUUGGACAUAACUCACAAGAAAGGAGACCCUGUCGAGAUUUUGUUUGCUGAGGAAGUCGGUUGGGUGCUCGAAGUAGAUCUAAAAUUCCGAGAUUAUGUUGCCACAUCAUUCAAGAACUGCGGUGUCCCGUGCCACUACAUCGGAGAUUCUGUUGGCUACGGAAUCGAGUCACCGGUGAAGAUACUUGUAAAUGGAAACCUCGCUCUGAAGAGUGACGUGUACUCACUGUUCAGAGUGUGGGAGGAGACAAGCUACCAGCUGGAGAGGCGGCAGGCGAACCCGGACUGCGUCCGGCAGGAGUUUGAGAAUCUGGCAAGGAGGAGGGCACCCAAGUACCGGCUCACGUUCGACCCCAAUAGGAACCCUGACGUGGCAGUCAGCUUGUCAUCAGUUCAGCGUGUUGCCGUAAUUCGUGAAGAAGGAAUUAAUGGUGAUCGUGAGAUGGCAGCAUCACUUCAUAUGGCUGGCUUUGAAGUUUGGGAUGUGACUAUGCAAGACUUACUUGAUAAGAAAGUGACUGUUGAUAUUUUCAGAGGAGUAAUAUUUCCUGGUGGUUUUAGCUAUGCAGAUGUUCUUGGCUCAGCAAAAGGUUGGGCUGCAAGUCUGCUCUUUCAUCCUUCACUCAGAGCUCAGUUCCAGGCAUUUGCUGCCAGAGAAGACACUUUUAGCCUGGGAGUUUGUAAUGGGUGCCAACUAAUGAGCUUACUCGGCUGGAUCGGAACACUUCCUGCAGGUUCUUCCUCAGGCGACAGUUUAUCAACACCGGAGAUUGUAUUGGAUCACAACUUGUCCGGAAGGUUCGAGUGUCGUUUCAGCACUGUCAAGAUCGAGAGAUCUCCCUCUAUUAUGUUGCAUGGUAUGGAGGGGUGUCUCCUUGGAGUUUGGAUUGCUCACGGAGAAGGUCGUUUCACUUUCCGAGAUGAAAAUGUGUACACAGAAUUAGAAAAAAACAAAUGUUUAGCCAUAAAAUACGUUGACGAUGAUGGCAAACCAACACUGGAAUACCCACUGAAUCCAAAUGGAAGUAUUGGUGGUGUGGCGGGGAUAUGCUCGGACGACGGGCGGCACCUGGCAAUGAUGCCACACCCGGAGCGCUGCACGCAGCUGUGGCAGUGGCCGUGGCUGCCACAAGAGUGGAAGGGUGAGCACACGGUCUCCCCAUGGCUGCGCAUGUUCCAGAACGCAUACUGGUGGUGUGUCACCGACUCAUAGGCCAACCGAGCUCUCCUCUCUGGAUUUACGCUCAAGAGUAAAUUACUGCUUACUCGGAGUAUUACUUAUAUCUGAGAAAUAAAGGGAAUAUGUCAGUUGUACACAUCUACAGCAAUUGAUAACAAAAAUUAUUGUCAGACUGGUAAUAUAGAGAAGGGACCACUGAGGGUAUACAUGUCACGUGCUCUCCUGUCAGUGCUUUGUCAGUGAAUCUACUGUUCUCUUUUUAAACAUUUGUCAUUCUCGUGUCAUUGCUUGAUUCUUCCUGUAUGUUGUAAAUUGCAGAGAAUUAAAAGUUUACUUCUGGAAGUUAGGUAUCUCUGUAUUCAUCCUCUGUCACCUUACAAACCCAUCAGUGAGAUUACUUCAUUGUUAAUCAACACAAUUCACUGACACCUUAAUUUCUUUUUCUUGUUUUAUAUUAAUAAGAUGUUCACAGUCUGAAUAAAUAUACCAAAACACAUUUUAUUCUUGUAUGCAAGUAGGAACAUAAGUAGAAAUUACUCUUCAGUGCUAUAGCUAGAGAAAAUUAAAAUACCAGGACAGGUAAAAAAAGAAUGGAAAAGUUAAAUAUAUUCUGAAGUAUACAAAAGAGAAGAUAAAAUAAUAUUUAGAAGAAAAUGUUCCUCUGAAAUAGAUAGAUGAAAACAAUUGAUCCAAAUGGAAAAUUAUGAAGUUAUAAUAUAAUCCUAUUAAAUGUUGGAACUACAUUAGUAAUACGUGUUUUACAAUCUCAUUAUUUUAUCAUUUUUAAGGCCUGUUUUGAAUCUCAUUUCUUAUAUGCCUUACUUUCUUUCUUCAGAAAUAAUGCACAAAUCAAUUUUUUAUGUUGUUAACUUAUAAAUGCAAAUGAUAAAAUAUUACUGUUUUUUAAUUUCAACCUAAGUUAUUGUUGUCUGUCAAAAUAUACAUUGUGUGUAUAUUUCAAUACUGUUAUGUUGUUUCCUGUUAGUAGAAUUUAUAACUUGCACUGUUAAAAUGCUCCACAUGACAUUAUUGUUUAAAUACUGAAAUAACAAAAAUAUAUAUUUGGGACUUGUUUCAGAUUACCUCUUGGUUCAAGUAUGUAGCAGACUUUUUGUAUGAUUUUAUUUUCACAAUAUUUGAUGUACAAAAAGUGAUCCAUGUGCCAUAUUAAUGAUUGUUACUGUAAUUUUAUGUGAAGUAUUCUAGUUUAUAAGGGAAAGCUUUAAUGAAGAGUUUUGAUACAAAAAAGACCAAGUAUGGUUCAAUAAAAAGAAAGAGGGAGAGAAA